AUGGAGGAAAGCCACUUCCUGAGCGACGACCUGCCGCUCCCUCCCACCCGUUUACUUGAGCGCCUGGGCCACUUGCCGGGUUAUACUUGGGACCAGUCCGUUGAGCCCUUCCAUUCCACUUACAACCAUUGGCACAUUUCAGGAUUCCGCCAUCAUGCCGAGUCGGAUCUAUCCACCCCCAUCGCGACAUCCUCCGGUCCCGCAUCUUCCGGUCCUUCUAGCUUUACUCGAUUUUCCCCCCGCACCGAGACGCGGCCGUCUGCUCGAGGUUCAAACCGGAGGUUCAGUGUGAGUGAGACAAGUAGUGAGUUUUCACUCUCACGCGGUGGCGAUCAAGACCCAGUAUGGAUUCCGGUUAUUGCCCGUGUUUCAACAAACUUCAUUCGCCUUGAGCGCGAGUUUCAUAUGCUCAGGUCGAUUGUGCAAUCGUCUGAUCCCGACUGCAACCACACCAUCCGUCCAAUUGAUUUGAUACGACUACCAGCCGAUCCUGUGGAUGGAGGAAACCUGCUAGUGGCCAUCUUCGAGUCCCCUGGUCACGACAGACUACGCGAUCUAGUUACGUUUGGCCCUGCAUCUUUUGUCGCAGGAAGCAAAGGUGAUCAAAACAUGACGCCAAAUGAACAGGUAGACCUACCUGCAUUUUUCGAUUUCGCGAUUGGCGCGUGCGAUUGCCUGGAAAUAUUGCAUUAUGGCAUGAAGACAGUCCACGGAGAAAUCCGAGGGGAUGCAUUUCAUUUAAGUCGCGAAAUGGGCACAGUCAAGCUGGCAAACAUGGGGAAUGGGGCGCGUUCAUUCGAUAAUGUGCUUAGUGAAGGUUGGUCCUCUGUCUCUCGGGAGCUUGGUGCUAAGUACAAGCUGCAAUUUAUUGCACCCGAACAAACUGGGAGGAUGCCGACAGAACCGGACAGCCGUACGGACAUCUACGCCCUUGGUCUUUUCUUCUGGUCCAUGCUCGUGGGGAAGCUCCCUUUUGAGGGAAGCGACCCCGUUGAAGUUGUACAGAACGUGUUGAGUAGAAAGUUGACACCGGUCUCUGCAAAGAGGAUGGACGUUCCGGAUGCACUUUCAGCCGUAGUCCAGAAGAUGACGCAGAAGGUGGUGCAUGACCGGUAUCAUACGAUUUCCUCCGUCAAGCGGGACUUGCUCGAGGUAGCCAAAUUACUGGGCGAUGGGGACAGCGAAGCCCUUAAUAAGUUCAAGAUUGCCCAGCGAGACGUGUCAUCAUUCUUUACUCUUCCCUCUAGAAUGAUCGGCAGACAAAAGGAAUACGACACCAUCAUCAAUACAGUUGAGAAAGUCAACAAACGCCAGGUGACUGCAUCUGCAAAGGCCUCCUCCCAGAGUCCCGCAACGGCUCACGCCAUUGCUUCUAAUUCUUCAAUCUCCGAGGGCCGCGUGGAUAGCUUUGAUAUCGCUUCUAUUUCCAGUGACUCAGCAUGUUCUUUUCAGUUACCACCACGAACUGGGUCCAAUGCUACCCAAUACCAUAUUGCGCAUUUCAACACCCAUGACUCCGUCGGUAGCAAUGAUUCGACUCCUCCACCCGCGAGACUCAGCCAAACUUCAGCGGGCCCAGACUUUGGGCAACAGACACCUGUGCCAAUGAAGAGCCCAUCGCAUUCUCGAUCCUCCCAUACUACUGACAGAGAUAGUCAUCCUUCUGCCGGCACCAACACACCUAGCCAGCUAUCUACCCAUAAUUUCAGUCAAUCAGAAUCAUUGAAUUCCCUCACAAAACAGAAAACAGGCGCAAAAUACCGCCGCAACGGACGAUGCGAGGUAAUAACAAUCAGCGGUACUCCCGGGAUCGGCAAGACCGAUCUGUUGAACCGCGUGCAGCCCGUUAUUCGAAAGUCGGGUUAUAUUGCGAUUACGCGCCUGGACCGUGCUAAGCGGGUACCAUUUGAACCGUUUGCCAAGAUCUUGGCUAGUUUGUUACGUCAAAUAUUCUCCGAGCAAGAUGUCAAUACAAAUUACCAUAACAGCAUUCGAUCGGCGCUGCGAUCCAUGUGGCCUACGCUCUAUAAGGUGUUGGAUCUUCCAGAGCAGCUCAUGGCACCAGGUGCUAAGUAUAAACCGUCUCAAAGGGCUCCCAUUCCCACACCAGCUCCGAAUCAGGAGGUUGGGGAGGUUCAUCAAGCCAAACGUCUUCACAUUCCAUGGAUGGACCAAGGCCAGACAUCUGCAGACUUUUUCCUUUCAAAUGCGGCCUCUAAUAAUAUGCGCCUGAUGGACAUUUUUAUGGAAAUUUUGAGAACGCUGUGCCAAUUUAAGCUCAUCACAGUAUGCCUGGAUGACCUUGAGUACGCAGAUGACGAAACUUUGGAAUUGGUCUUGAAUAUAAUUCGAGCAAAGUUACCUUGCGUACUUGUGUUGACGACUCGCGAUAAUAAUGCCCUCCCUGACCAGGUCCGGCCUUUGUUUGAGGUUGAAACGCCGAAUAUCACACGGAUUGUUCUUGAGUCGCUUUCCGAGGAUGAUGUUAUGGAGUUUGUGGCUGCAACAAUGCAUCAAGAAGCUAACUCGACGCUCACUCCUCUCGCCGCUGUUGUCCAGGAGAAGAGCCAGGGGAACCCAUUUUAUGUUCGCGUCAUGCUUGAAACUUGCUACAGGAAGAACUGUAUUUGGUAUUCGUGGAAAGAUUCGAAGUGGCAAUUUGAUUUGGAUCGCAUCUUCACCGAAUUUGUGGCGCCCGUCUAUGGAGAGGGACUUGGUUUAGGGUUUCUUACCAAAAGACUUCAGGAGAUCCCACCGGCUGCGCGAGCCAUUAUGGUCUGGGGGUCUCUCCUUGGAAGCCCGUUCUCCUUUUCUUUGGUUCAACAUAUACUGUCCAGCGAGUUCCUUCUUGCCACCGACGACGAAGAAGAGGUGGAUCUCACGUCUCCUGGAAAUAUUACUUUAGUCAGACAAUCCGAGGGUGAUAUGGUGGUUGGGUUACAAUAUCUUGUUCAAGCCAACCUCUUGAACACUGGAAAGACUGACGAUGAAUUCAAGUUUGCCAAUGACCGGCUUGCACAGGCUGCACUUUCUUUGGGCGAAGGCCGCAAUAUCGAGAAGAUGCAUUUUGUUGUUUCACAGGUGUUGAUGAAAUAUUACCAUGAUCAUCGCAGUCGAUACUCCAUGGCCCACCAUGUGGCACUUGCAUCGCCUAGAAUCAAAGCUCGGGUGAGUCGCAGAAUUGACUACCGACGGAUCUUAUGGGAAGCUGGCCAAAUGGCUGCGCAGUCUGGCGCCAGGCCUAGUGCUCUCUGGUACUUCCGACACUGCAUUGCUCUUCUCCAGGACAACCCUUGGGAUGAUACCCACGCUGAUGUUUACUACGACGAGACCAUGCGUUUGUACAUUGCAACAGCUGAGAUGUCAUGGUCUCAGGCCAAGAGUGACGAUGCUCUCAAGCUAAUUGAUUCUGUUUUUGCUCACGGCAAGGAUGCGGUCAGCAAAUCAAGAGCUUGGGUUAUCAAAGCCAAGAUAUUCGCUCAAUUAGGUGAUCAUCCUCGCUCAAUGGAGGCAUUGCUGUCAUGUCUCGACGAACUUGGUGUUCAUCUCCGGGCACCGACAACAUACGAGGAAUGCGAUACUGCUUUCUUCAAGCUCAAGCACUACCUCGAGUCCGCGAAUCUAGAUUCUAUCAUAGAGAAACCUAUCAGCAAGGAUCCCAACGUAAUCACGAUAGGGGCUGUCAUGGCAGAAGCAAUGGCUGUUACAUAUUGGGACGAUGCGUUGACAUUCUACCGCAUGGCAAUUGAGAUGAUGCAUAUUCACAUUUCCAGAGGUGGAUUCACUCAAAUUUCAAUUGGAUGCUCUCAUCUUGCUAUGAUCACCUUGAGCCGCUUCAAGGACAUUGAAUUUGGAACCAAGCUCAGUGACCUCUCUCUUUCCCUACUUGAACGUUGCCCGGAGUUUUGGACCCAGAGUAGGGGCUCUGUCGUCCAUAAUCUUUAUGUCAGUCACCUCCGUGUUCCUCUUGCGACGACAUUACCUGCACUGGAGGCUUCGCUUGAAGCAUCGUUUACAAUGGGCGAUCCGUACAUCACCUUGGUUAGUGUUUCGUCCAUGGCCAUGACAAGGCUUUACCUGGGGCAAGACAUGGGUCAAUUGGAGACAUUUUGUGUUGAUACCCCAGAGGAUAUUCCUCAAUGGUCUCGGGACACUCGCGGCGGUGCCAGCAUUAUCGCUGUUCGCCAAGUUGCACGCGCACUUCAAGGCAAAACGGACUUCCGAUUCCCCGACCGCGUCCUGUCUGAUGAGGAGCACCAGACCAGCGCAUACAUGACAUUUUUAGAUACCCAUGCUAGUAACGUUGACAGACCUAGAGAUCUGUAUCAUGGCCUCUCUUUGAUUCCUUUAUUCUUGUACGGUCACUAUCACAAGGCAGUCCAAGUUGGCAGCGAACUCCUGGACACAUCACACAAGCUUUGGUCUAUUCGUGUGAGCUACAGCAUUUAUUUCUAUCUCUCAGCCUCUCUUCUCACUCUGCAUAAUGAAUACCCUGCCCAGGGAUACCUUGACGGAAAAAUGGACAUGGUGCUGAAGUACAAGGCGGAGAUUGAAUUUGCCCGAAACUGUUCCGAUGCGAAUUAUGGGAUGUGGUCGUUUAUUCUUGAUGCGUUGGUUGCCGAAGUUCGAGAUGAUCACAGCGCUACUAUUCAGAAUUUCGAGGCUGCUAUUGAUCAUUGUCAAAUUCAUGGAUGGCCGCUUGAGGAAGCUCUUGCGCUCGAGCUCCAAGGCGAGUUUCUCAUCCGUCGUGGCGCGAAACGGGCGGCACGCGCUCUUGUGCAAGAAUCAAUUGCUGCAUGGAGCUCUAUAGGAGCCACUGGUAAAGCAGCAAUGCUUACAGAAAAGCACGAGUGGCUGCUGAAGACCGCAACUUCCGUCAGGGCAGUAGAUGUUGGUUGUCAAACACUCGAUUCGCUCCUUGAUAUCACUAGGGAUGCUGUGCAAGACGAGACUGUGAUACCUUCACAGAUUGAGGAAAAUGAAAGAAGACAGCGGUGGAUUGAACAAAAUAGUGUUGCCGCAGAGGAAGCUCCAAUGGAUAUAUCGAGUGUUGGACUUGACAUUAUAGAUCUUUCCAGUAUACUCGAAUCGAGUCAAGUGAUGUCGUCUGAACUUCAGAUUGAAAAGCUUUUCACGAAAAUGCUUGAGAUUCUUUUGGAGUCUUGCAAUGGUUCCGACUUUGCGGUCAUUGCGACAAACUUUGAUGAUCAAGGAUUCGCCAUUGCUGCCGCUGCAGAUGCCGAUAAAGGUCAGAAGUCAUAUCCUGAAGGUCUUCCAUUUGCGGAAACAGAAUCUCGGAUGGCGCAGCAUAUCACAUACUACGUCAUGCGUACACAAGAAGAAGUUCUGGUUCAUAACGUUCUCGAAGACGAGCGAUUUUCCAACGUCAACGAGGCUUAUCUGGCAAACUACCCUCAAGGACGAUCUGUGAUCGCCUUGCCAAUUGUCCAGGGAGACAGCCUACUUGGAGUAAUUCACUUAGAAGGAAAGCCAAAUUGGUUUACGCAGCGUAAUGUGGUGGUUCUUCAUUUACUUUGCAAUCAAAUUGGAAUUUCGCUGUCGAAUGCUUUGCUUUUCCGGGAGAUACGCAAGGUCAGCGCCAAGAAUGCAUCCAUGAUCGAAUCGCAAAAGCGUGCUCUUGCUCAAGCCCGCGAGUCUGAGCAGAAGGCUAAGGUAGCCGAAGCAGAAGCCAAACAUAAUGUGAAGCUCAAAGAGGAUGCCGCACGAGCUAAAUCGAUUUUCUUGGCGAAUAUCUCUCACGACUUACGAACUCCAAUGAACGGCGUGAUUGGUCUUUCCGAGCUGCUCAAGGGCACUAAGCUGGAUAAAGAGCAAGAUGACUAUGUGGAGUCCAUUCGUGUUUGUGCCGAUACAUUGUUAACUCUUAUCAAUGAUAUACUCGACUUCUCUAAAUUAGAAGCUGGCAAGAUGAAGAUUUCCAUUGUACCUCUCAAUCUCAAGGAAACCAUCUCGGAGGUCAUCCGUGCACUUCGUUAUACUCAUCGCGAGAGAGGCUUGCAAACGAUCGAGGAGUUGGAUCGGGUUCCUUCAGAACUCGUUGUUUUGGGUGACCCAGUUCGCCUACAUCAAAUCUUCAUGAACCUCCUAAGCAACAGCUACAAAUUCACACCUAAGGGCUCGAUCACCGUGAAAGCAAGGGUUGGGCGCGAAUCAAAAGGUCGCGUGCGUUUGGAAUGCUCUGUUACCGACACUGGAAUUGGAAUUCCAGAUGAACAGAAGGCUCGUCUGUUCCGACCUUUCUCCCAGGCCGAUCCAUCCACCGAAAGAUCAUAUGGUGGCAGUGGGCUUGGUCUGAGUAUCUGCAAGGCGAUUAUUGAAGAUGUCCUUGGCGGCGCUAUCUGGCUAGAAUCCGAAUCCGGAGUUGGAACCACUGUUACAUUCCAUUUAGUCUUCAACAAAGCUCCCAAGAAAACGGCCGUGAAGACUGCGUGGUCACAAGAGCUGAGUCAAGCAGAAAGCAAGCAGGCUCCCCGACCCACUGUUCGUGACCUCACCAACAUUGCUCGUGAUCAGAUCCGAGUCUGCAUCGCAGAAGAUAACCCGAUCAACCAGAAAAUCGCAGUCAAAUUCGUAACUGGGCUCGGUCUCCAGUGCGAAGCUUACAGCGAUGGAAGACAAGCCGUGGAUGCCUUACGUGCUAGGUCUAGUGAAGGCAAUCCGUUCCAUAUCGUACUCAUGGAUGUUAUGAUGCCCACUCUGGAUGGAUACAACGCGACUCGGGAAUUGCGUCGGGAUCCCGACCCCAAUGUGAAUGAGGUUCUGGUGAUUGCUAUGACUGCCAGUGCUAUCGAAGGCGAUCGAGAAAAAUGCUUGGAUGCCGGAAUGAACAACUAUCUUCCUAAGCCAGUCCGUUCACCAAUUCUUAGCGAGCUGCUUGAUAGGUAUCUCUCUCCUGUGCCGUCUCAUCCUCGCACUCGCUUGGCACUUCGAGAAAAGGGGUCCAGAGGAAGUAUUGGCCGAGAUGCUAGCACGCCAACUAGUAUUUCCUCGUCGGGCUCCGAAGAUACAACUAAACAACUGCCACUUCGUAUAUCAGGUAACAAAUAA
Molecule: messenger RNA, 7068 nt
Organism: Penicillium angulare
Lineage: Eukaryota; Fungi; Ascomycota; Eurotiomycetes; Eurotiales; Aspergillaceae
Product: putative sensor histidine kinase/response regulator
Exons: 3
Coding region: 1-7068 (2355 amino acids)
Biological process (GO): phosphorelay signal transduction system; protein autophosphorylation
Molecular function (GO): phosphorelay sensor kinase activity; protein binding; ATP binding
Source: RefSeq, a predicted model, not a curated record